Messenger RNA from Girardinichthys multiradiatus, 1471 nucleotides. RefSeq names its product keratin, type I cytoskeletal 13-like. The transcript is spliced from 7 exons. The record is from RefSeq and is a predicted model, not a curated record. Lineage: Eukaryota; Metazoa; Chordata; Actinopteri; Cyprinodontiformes; Goodeidae. Gene Ontology annotation, molecular function: structural molecule activity. The coding region runs from base 66 to 1358 and encodes 430 amino acids.
AGAGCUGUGCAUCUCAGCCAUCUCCUUGACUCCCAAGCAGGCAGACCUCCUCAGCAACUUCAACAAUGAGCAGCCUAUCAAGAAUCAGCAUGUCCAGUACUUACUCUGGGCGCAACCUUGGUGGUGGAAGCUUGGGUGGAGGCCGGAUGCAAAGCCAAUAUGCUUCCAGUGUUUAUGGUGGUGCAGGUGGAAGUGGAGCGAAGAUUUCUGUUUCUUCUGCAGGGUUUGGAGCUGGAGGUAGAAGUUAUGGAAUGGGGGCCAGUGGGGGCUUUGGGGGUGGUGAAGGCUUCGGGGCCGGUGGAGGAAUGGACCUCCACGUUGGAGCCAACAAGAAAGUCACCAUGCAGAACCUGAAUGACCGUCUGGCCUCUUACCUCGAGAAGGUGCGCAAACUGGAGAGCGCCAAUGCUGAGCUGGAGCUUAAGAUCCGACAGUAUUUGGAUGGCAAAACCGGCCCUGCUGCCCGGGACUACUCAGCUUAUGAGGUCACCAUUGCCGACCUGCAGGGAAAGAUCCAGGAUGCCAUUAGUGUCAAUGGAAGCAUCUUUUUGGCCCAGGAGAAUGCAAAGUUGGCAGCUGAUGACUUUAAAAUCAAGUAUGAAAAUGAGCUUGGCAUGCGUACAUCAGUGGAGGCAGAUAUUGCUGAGUUGAAGAGAGUGUUGGAUCAACUCACAUUAGGCAGAUCUGAUCUGGAGAUGCAGAUAGAGGGUCUAAGGGAAGAACUAAUCUUCCUUAAGAAGAAUCAUUUGGAGGAAAUGGAAGCUAUGAGGAACCAGAUGAGUGGCCAGAUCAAUGUAGAGGUGGACGCAAAACCGCAAGUAGACCUUACCAAAAUUAUGGCUGAGAUCCGUGAGCAGUAUGAAGGUGUGGCUGCCAAGAACCAGAGAGAACUCCAGUCCUGGUUCGACUCAAAGACAGAGGUGCUAAACAAAGAGGUGGUGCAGAGCACCGAAACUCUGCAGACAACCAAGUCAGAGAUCUCCGAGCUCCGUCGUACAUUUCAAGGCCUGGAAAUCGAGUUACAGUCACAAUAUAGCAUGAAAGCGGGUCUGGAAAACACUUUGGCUGAAACAGAGUCCCGGUACUCUAUGAAGCUCCAAGGGCUUCAAAUGAAGGUGACAUCUCUUGAGAACCAGCUGACGCAGCUGCGUGCCGACAUAGAGCAACAAAGCCAGGAGUACAAGAGGCUGCUCGAUUUGAAGACGCGACUGGAGAUGGAGAUUGCAGAAUACAGGAGGCUGCUGGAUGGAGAGGCCAGGUUGGUUGGUGGUACAGAAACCACCAGUGUGAAAAAGGUCAUCGUGGUCACAGAGGAGAUUAAAGAUGGCAAGGUGGUGUCCUCAACCACCUCCAAAUAACCUGUUUCAUGUAGAGAACACAAGGAGCAACACCUGAAGGAUACAUGUCACCAUCUGAAUCAACACUUCAUCCUUCAUAUACCAAUGCCAUUCAAUAAAAGCCUUUACCACUG